Messenger RNA from Chinchilla lanigera (long-tailed chinchilla), 517 nucleotides. RefSeq names its product family with sequence similarity 25, member A (gene Fam25a). The transcript has 3 exons. The coding region runs from base 100 to 369 and encodes 89 amino acids. The record is from RefSeq and is a predicted model, not a curated record. Lineage: Eukaryota; Metazoa; Chordata; Mammalia; Rodentia; Chinchillidae.
GAAGGGCUUGGCGGGGCCUAGGACCCACAUCAGAAGCACCUAUAAAAGCUGCAGCCGGCAGGGCCCGGAGUCCUACCUGUCCCUGACUGCAGUGGCGCCAUGCUGGGAGGCUUGGGGAAGUUGGCAGCUGAGGGCUUGGCCCACCGCACCGAGAAGGCCACCGAGGGCGCAGUUCACGCCGUGGAGGAGGUGGUGAAGGAGGUGGUGGAGCACGCCAAGGAGGCGGGCGAGAAAGCCAUCGCUGACGCCUUGAAGCGAGCCCAGGAAUCAGGGGACAAAGUGGUGAAGGAAGUCACAGAGAAGGUGACCCACACCGUCACCGACGCCGUCACCCAUGCAGCGGAGGGCCUGGGCCGGCUGGGACAGUGACCUCCUGCCACCUCCAUAAAAGCCUGGUGGGCCAGGGUAUAACUCAGCGAUUCAGUGCUGGCCUGGCAAGCGGGAGUUCAUAAAUUUGACUCCCAGUACUAAAAAAAAAAAAAAAAGAAAAGAAAAGAAUAAAAACCUGUUAAAUCUA